AUGACCUUUGAGUAUUUGAUCCAGUUGUGUCAGAAUAAGAACCAGGUCUUCUCACUGCCUGUUGGACUCAAGGAUGUGCAAGGCGAACAUAUGACCUCAGAAGACAGUAUUCACAUGGUUCCUUUCCAGUUUGACCUCAUUCAGCUGCUCCCAAACUGUCAGCAGGUUGAACUUUUCUUCUUCACAUUCAGUGCAGUUGUAGAGAAUGAGGAUCAUAUUCCUGGUUCUCCCAGUCUGCCCAAUGAGCUCUUGCUCAGCCUCUUCCACAAUAGCCUUGAGCAAGAACUGAGUGACAAAGAAGUCCCGUUAGCUGAUAGCGACCAUACUGCCUUCAUACUUCACAUCUUGGGGAGAGAACGAGAUGGCCACUUGGCUCCGUUUUCUGCAGCUCUCAUUAAAGAAGAACGUAUGAAAGCGACAGACAAGCAGGACCCUGUAACAUCAUUCCACACCACCAGCAGCAGCAGCAGCAAGGAGAGUUUCAGUAAUACAGACCUUGUGGAUGAAGAGCCCUUGCUGUUGGAGAGGAGCUUCUUAACCCCACAGUGGAGAUGUUAUGCCAAGUACAUCAGCUCCCAGCAGCUGCUCCUUACCUUCCUCCCUGCUACCUUUGCAGAUCUUCUGAUGCUAAUGGCGCCACCAGAGGGAACUGAGCCUCAGAGUACUACCAGUACCCAGGAGGACGACACUCUGACUCCCAGCAACAUACAGGUCUGA
This is a messenger RNA of Nematolebias whitei (Rio pearlfish), 717 nucleotides long. RefSeq names its product KICSTOR complex protein SZT2. Lineage: Eukaryota; Metazoa; Chordata; Actinopteri; Cyprinodontiformes; Rivulidae. The coding region runs from base 1 to 717 and encodes 238 amino acids. Gene Ontology annotation, cellular component: peroxisome. The record is from RefSeq and is a predicted model, not a curated record. The transcript is spliced from 7 exons.